Messenger RNA from Bradysia coprophila, 1598 nucleotides. RefSeq lists its product as uncharacterized. Gene Ontology annotation, molecular function: nucleic acid binding; 3'-5' exonuclease activity. Gene Ontology annotation, biological process: rRNA processing. Gene Ontology annotation, cellular component: nucleus. NCBI's taxonomy places the organism in Eukaryota, Metazoa, Arthropoda, Insecta, Diptera, Sciaridae. The record is from RefSeq and is a predicted model, not a curated record.
AAUGUCAAUAUUUGCGGUUAUUAUACGUAUAUAACGUACUUAUUUUGGUGGGCGACAAAAGAUCAACAAAAAGAAACACAAAAUCAUUUUGCAUUGUUGUAAUUCACUCCUGUUCGCUUCAGUGUCAGAAGUUAAUUUAGAAAGAAAAUGUGAGUUUUGAAAGAAAAAAAACAAAAAUUUGUUAAGUAGACGAAUUCCGGUAUUUGACAAUUCGUAGCGGGAUUCUAAUUCGUUUCAAACGUGUGGCUGUUGUCAGUGCAUUUGACAUAAAAAUGCACAAAACUUCAUUUCAUUUUUUCCUCGAUUGAGGCCUCUGCGAAUAAUUUAAAUAAUUCCAAAUGUACCAACAACAGAAGUGAUACCAGGAGAUUAUUUAAACCAAAACAUAAGGCAGCUGGAGCGCAAAUUUUCGCUGCUCAUCAAUAAAACGCGGACCAACUACGAUUCAACAUUAAACCGAAACAACGAUUGAGGUUACGUAUACAAUUCAAAACACUAAACAACCAGUGUAGUGUCGAAAUCGAAUUUGUAGUUAAUUUACGUGUGAACGAAAAGUGUCUCGAAAUUGGGAAUUAAAUGGAUAGUUCGGACGAUGAAUACAAGAGUGUCGUAUUCGUUGUCAUAAUUAUCUUAGUUAAUGUACUGUCCAUCAAUCUGUUUGCAUUUGCUUAUCCGAAUGUUUUGUGGACACUGGCGCAGCACAUGAAAGAUAGUCUGUUUGAAUUGCUGUCCGACAAUUUGUUUAUGGUUAUCAUGAGCGUACAGAAAUCGAAGAAGAAAAUGGAAAAUCGACAAAGGAAUCAAUUGAUCAACGGAACAAGUACAAAUAGCAAUAACCGUCCACUACUGGUUCGCGGUCUAAUCAAUGCGAAUUGGGCGAAUGUACAACCGAUGGCCGCUCCAAAAGCAACAGUGAAGCAGAACGGUGACAUUGACGGUAAAGGUGGUAAACGGCAACAGAAAAACAAAGAAGGGUUGAAACUUACCAAACACAUCGCAAUGGAUUGUGAAAUGGUGGGAAUUGGAUUCCAAGGAAAAGAUCACAUGCUAGCUAGAAUAUCGAUUGUAAAUCAGCAAGGCGAGAUUAUCAUGGACAAAUAUGUUAAACCUAGCGAAAGUGUUGUCGAUUAUCGAACACACAUCAGUGGAAUCAGAGCCAAAGAUAUUGAUAACGGUGAGCCGUUCGGUGCCGUUCAACGUGAAGUUAUAAAUUUACUUAAAGGCCGUAUACUUGUGGGCCACUCAGUCAGCAACGAUCUGAAAGUGUUACAUCUAAAACAUCCGUAUAGAGAUACGCGAGACACAUCAAAAUAUGCUCCGCUGGCGAAACGAGUCAGUGGCGGUUCGACACCUAGCCUGAAAGCGUUAGCUCGUGUUGUUCUCGGCAUUAACAUCCAAGAUGGUGAGCAUUGUUCGGUUGAGGAUGCGCGCGCUACAAUGAGAAUUUAUAAUAAAAUUAGUCAAGACUGGGAACGGAACCUGAAGCAACGGAGCUAGUGAUUUAGUCUUAGUGCCUAUGUUGAUUAUUUAAAAAAACAAAACAAAAACUAAACAAAUGAGAGAGUUGUGUGUCAUGUAAUAUAAUUUGAAAUACGGUU